AGCUUCGAUGCGUUCGGUUCGCUAUUCCCGAUUCCGCGUGAUUCUGAAGACCCGGUUUGGUGCAAUUUAAACUCGUAACGUCUGCGCACUUAACGACCCAAAAAUACGACAUUCGGAGUGCUAACUGAUCGGGUUUUUUGGCCAACACAUAAUUGUGAGAAUUUAAAAACUUCCUGUGAAUCAUUCUUUGGAUUUACGCAUUUGGAUUUGAACCACAUACACACUUUGGCGAAUUAAAGAUCCACGAACAGCUCUAUCACGUGCCGAAGCCACAAGUUGUUGAUAAGUCACUGGGCAAACAACAAAUACCCGACCCGAAGACCCAAGAAAACCCGCCGAGAAACAGAAACAAACAAACUCAAAACUCAAAACACAAAACUCUGGGUUGGCAUUUCAUUUGCCUGGAUCGCGUUACGUGGUGCGGUUGGUGUUUCGUCUGUUCGUCUGCCCGCCAAAAAGAAAGUCACGACAGAAACGAGAUUUCCAAGAUUCUGCAACGAAAGUCAAAGUUACAAGUUUACUCCAAAUUCGAGUCUUCGGCCCGGUUCAACGUCUUGCCACUUUCGGGUCUCCAGCUUUUCGGUGUCUCGGUGUCUCCCCGUGUGUGCCACUUUAGAAAGUGAAAAUCGAGUGCAGUCCGCUACUUUGUCUGAAUCGGAAUCCAUCGGCGGCCUUUGGGCGCUGCAGUUGAAAGUGAAUUUGAUUUAGGCUGCAAGUGAUUUUCGAUUUUCGGGUUUCGGCUUUCGUCUUGCGGGCGCUCAAUUCAUCAUUAUCGAUCAGUAGCCCGGAGUUUUGGCUACUUGAAUCCACUUCACAUCCAGCGGCAGGAGGGCCCGACCAAUAAGUGCAGCUACAAUGGAGGCCGAGGAAGUUACAAAACUCGUCGAUGGCGUAUACAGGAACAUACUCGAUAGAUUCAAUCCGGGUGCCAGGCAACUGAUCGCGGCGGGCAAAAGUUACCUCAAGGCGUUGCACGGUGCCGCAACCGCCUCGCGUCUAUUCAAUGAAGCAUUGGCCAAGAUUGCGAUGAACGCCCAGCAAAGCGGAACGGGCGAUAUUGGUUCGGCUUUGAUGAGCGUUGUAAAUGUCAACAAGGAGAUACAGGAACAGCAGAUGAAUAUUCUGAAAGCCUUCUACGUGGAUCUAUUGGUGCCAUUGGAGACAAAUCUGGAGAAGGACACGAAGGUGGUGCAGCAUGAGCAGAAGAAGUUCCUGCAGCAGCACAAGGUGCGGAUGGAGAGCUACCAGAAGGCCGUCUCCACGAUGAAGAAGCAGCGCAAGAAAAAGGCCACUCCCGAGAAUACCGAAAAGGAGCUAAGGAGCCUCCAAUUGCUCGAGGAUCAGAAGAAGAAGCUGGAUGUGUUCUGCGAUCAGAGCUACAAGAAUGCCAUGACACAGGAGCGCCGACGAUAUGGAUUCGUCUUGGAGCGCCAGUGCUCGAUCGCCAAGCACUGGAUGGCCUACCACACCACCGGCAAGACGGUAAUUGAUAAUAAUUUCGAAAAUUGGCAAGAGAUUGCCGCUUCUCGUGAGAUCAUUCCCCCGGCCGCGUACGAAAGUGGAUACAGCAGCAGCAACGGCCACAACAACAACAACAACAGCGGCAACAUGCGACGCCUGGAGCGGAUUAAGGACGGCGAGGAUGAUCACCUUCAGAAUCACGGAGCCCAGCUGAAGAAGUCGCGCAGCAUCGACGCGCCCUAUGGUGAUAUGCGUACCCUUCACGAGCGGGAGAACGUUUCCGGAAUGGGAGUUACUGGGGCAUCGCACUAUGCCCAAAACUCGCUGCCACGUGCCAAAUCCGACUUCAAUCUGGCUUUAGUUGGCACUGGCCAUAGCUCAGGCAACAAACACAAGAUCAUCGAGGAGCAGCUGACCACCUUGGGCGACGAUCAGCGCGGCGAUCAGCGUCCUCUGGUAAAGGCCCUCUACGCCUACAUGCCCUCCGGGGAGAACCAGUUGUCCUUCGAGGAGGGCGACCGCAUCGCCUUGGUGGGCGGCAAGGCCAAGGGCUGGCAGUUCGGCGAGAAUCUGCGGACGCAGCACUUUGGCUGGUUUCCGGUGGCCUACACCAAUGCGGAUGUCGCGGAGGCAACCACUUCCGGUGGCCGGCGAUACGAGAACAUGCUGAUGAGCUACGAGCGGAAUGGAGGCGGUUCGGGAUCCGGAUCCGGUGGAGGCGGUCUGCGAAGCUACCAGCAGCAGCAGGAUUACGAGGCGCAGCUGGAGCUGAUGGAGAACCAUGAGGCCACGUACCGGCGGCGAAGGAACCACAGUGCCGAGGAGUCCUCGCCCACGAGGAUGUUCGGCGACACGAUCAAGCAGCAGAAGAAGUAUCGGCCCGGAUCCGGAGCCAAUCCACGUCCUGGUCCGCCGCCCACACUGCCGGCUCCGGUGCCCAAUGGCCAGCAGAGUCAGGCCUCCAGGAUGCUGAACAGCUCGCAGAGCUUCUGCGCCACCAACGGAGGAGUCACCGGGGCGGUGGAGCGACGCAAGCAAAAGCUGCUAAAUGGAGUACAGAGCUCCAAGAGUCAUGCCUCGGGCAAGUCCGGAGUGGCUGCCAAGACCUCGCUGCACAGCAGCAAUGACAGUGGAUUCGCCAACGAGCCACCACCACAGCCGGAAGUGGAUUAUUCUGAUGAGGAGCCAGCCACACAACGAGUGCCCAUUCGACGCCGGGCGGACACCAAUUCGCACACCAACACGGUGCCGCGGGAUGUGGCCUCGUGGACGUUGAACCGGAACUUCCGGAACAGCGUCGACAGCCAGAUCGACGACAAGAGCCUCCAUCGGCUGAGUCGCCAGAGCGGCGGAGGAGUGGGUAAGAUGCGGUACGACCUGAUAGCCUCCGACGAUGAGAUCCUGCAGGCCUCCAGUGCCGGUCUAAAGCGAACCAAAUCCUUCUGGAAAUUCGGCGGCGGUCGCAGCGGCGAGGAUAUACUGGCCGGCAUGUCCUUGUGGCAACAUCGCGAUCUGGUGGCUGCUCCGAAUCUCGAGGAGAUGCGCGAUCGCGAGGAGGUGGAGCGGCGUUCGGAGGAUGAUCGCAAUGGAACGUUGACCAAGUCGCACAACUCGAGUUCCUCGCAGGAGAAGCGCGAACGGAAGGAUAGCCUGACCAGCACGGAGCUAUACGGAGAUGAGGAUGAGAAUAUCUACGGGGUGAGUCCACAGCAGCCACCUCAACAGCAGCAGCAGCAGCAGCAACACCAGCAGCAUCAAAGGAGCAGCUAUACUCCCAAGUCCCGCAUGAAGAUCAUGAAGACCAUUGAGAUUGACAUUGAGGAGCCCACGGAGGCGGAGCGAAUGAGCACCAUGCGACGUGGUCAGUCGCAGGAUCACAGGAAGCUGGACAAGCAGGUGUCCGGCACAGGAUCCCAGCACAAAUCGCAGACCUUGAGCCGCUCGAAGACCAGCCAGCAGCAGCAGCAGCAGUUUCCACAGUCCACCGAUGAGGGCGAAAGCGAUGAUCAUGGAACGCUGAAGCUCAGCGAUGUGAACAACUUCUUCGAGGACUCCGGCAAGAGCAACAGUCAUGGCCAUGGACUGGUCAUGAAGACGGUGAAGCGACAGGACAUACUCAAGCAGUACUACACCAGCGAGGACGAGGAGGAGUCCGAUGCGGAGCUCAAGUCGACCAGUUCCGAUCCCUACGACUGCAUCGUGAUUAAUGACCACUUGGUGCGCAAGGACGACAAGUUGCGCCGGCACCAUCAGCAGCAGCAGCAUCAGCAGAUGGAGUUCCACACCUUCCGGUCCUCCACAUCGACGACGGCUACCAAUACGCUGAAGAAGGGCUCCUCCUCGAAGGAUCAGGACAGCACCCUGACCCGCAAUUCGACGGCCAGUUCGGGGGCUCCGACGGCCACCAUCCUGCCGCGAACACGCCUCCUCAAGUCCUCCAACUCCAACUCAAACUCCGCCAUUGCCAGCAGUGCCACCUUGGAGCGGAAUUCCAAGAGUCUGGCCGGGAACAAGAGCUACGGGCCGUGGUACGACUUCUGGGAUCAGGAACAGCAUGGUCAGAAGUCGGCGAGUGCCAAACUGAAGUAGGGGAGUACGGAAAAAUCCAAGAAUUUCGCCGUCUUCUUACCGGAUAAGAAAAUGAGCAGAGAGAGAGAGAGUGGAAGGAGAUUGCAGCUGGAGAAUGGAGGUGUUUGAAGUAAU
This is a messenger RNA of Drosophila takahashii, 4164 nucleotides long. RefSeq names its product Insulin receptor substrate 53 kDa (gene IRSp53). Gene Ontology annotation, cellular component: nucleoplasm; cytosol. The record is from RefSeq and is a predicted model, not a curated record. Lineage: Eukaryota; Metazoa; Arthropoda; Insecta; Diptera; Drosophilidae. Gene Ontology annotation, molecular function: protein binding. Gene Ontology annotation, biological process: positive regulation of actin filament polymerization; plasma membrane organization; actin filament bundle assembly.